CAGAAGACCCGUUUAUGAACGAACCUCUCGAGUGCUGUAAUGAACGUCCUCUAGCAUCUACAGAGCUAAACUAAAGCUUUUUAAACGGGCCGAACGGGAUCAUUACGGCAUUAUGAACUUUUAACACCGGACACCUAGAAUCUGUCAGGAGAUUAAGGUACAGGCCAACAGCUGCCAGCUUGGCGGGAGGAGCAUUUCCUGGCCUGAAUGCGAACCGACUGCAGCUGGAGCAUGUCCACUGCAGGCUUGACUGCCCAGGAGAUCUGUUUACCCGCACAAAGCCUAUUCCUGCGGGACAGCCAUUGGCAUAGCAUGGCCGGAGCUAAGCCCUCUUGGAAAUACCAUGAUAUACAAAACUUAUACUUCACCAUUGAUUCUUCUAUGGAUUAUAACAUUCAGUCCCAGCAACAGGUGCUGCCAUCAUUCUCAGGAGUGGAAAAACAGCGGACUCAUCUUCAGUCACAAAACAGCCCAGGAGGCCAGUCCUUGCCCCCAAAAAAGCCCAGACCUUCCCAACUCACCUUGCACACGGACCCUUUCACGUCCAGCCCUGCCGAAGACGACCAAGUGGUUCCCUGCUUUCAACGUCUAACGGUAUCUGACCGCAUCAGUCCUCCCCAGACGCCCAGCCGAGUCACCAAACCCCUUCCCCCAAUUCCCGGUUCAGCAGAGCUUUCCCCGGAUCAGGCUAUGGACAGUGAGGUAGAGUUCUUUAAUGGAGAUGACAAUCGCUGCCUAGUUUCCGAAUCUUGCUCAAAACACUCUUCGUUCCGCUAUGGAAUGCCCAGUCGAAGGAGUUUCAGGGGCUGUGGACAGAUUAACUACGCAUACUUUGAAGGUCCAACAUCCCUGCAGAAGAAGCAGACGCAGCCGCAAAAGCCAAGGAAGGAGCGGGAAAACCAGCAGAGGGAACAGGAGCUCCGUGACCAGCACCAACUGCAGCAGCAACAGCAGCAGCAAAACUGUCUCCGACAACAGGAACGUACACAAAGGAAGCUGCGGCGUUCCCAUUCUGGCCCCGCCGGCUGCUUCAACAAGCCCACCUCCUUCCGGCUGUCCAGUCACCACCAAAACAUGCAAGGCCUGGAUAAACCGGAAGUUCCUCCCAGAGUUCCUAUUCCCCCACGACCAAUCAAGCCUGGAGACUACCGCCGCUGGUCAGCCGAAGUCUCAUCAGGAGCCAACAGCGACGACGACCGACCUCCGAAAGUACCUCCCAGAGAACCUUUAUCCGGCAGUAGUUCCCGCACCCCGAGCCCAAAGAGCCUUCCAGUGUACCUCAACGGGAUCAUGCCCCCAACGCAGAGCUUUGCCCCGGACCCUAAAUAUGUCAGUCGUGGCCUGCAACGACAGAAUAGUGAAGGUUCCCCGUGCAUUCUGCCCGUCAUGGAGAACGGCAGGAAAGCAAGCACCACGCACUACUUCCUUUUGCCGCAACGUCCGUCGUACCUGGACAAACAUGAGAAGUAUUUAACAGACAGCACAACGAGUCGAGGCACGGAUGCCUCGGAUUUGAGUUCGGACUGGGACUGUCAAAGCAAAAGGAAAACGACGCAGCAAAUAGACUUGGUAUGAAAAAACUGGGGCAUGUUCGACCCCCGAGACUUUUUCUGCUGCUUUGUCGCAGCUUUGCUCUAGCACUCCGAGUGAGUUAUGUAUGAAUUGUUACUGGGAUUUCUCUUGUUUUAGAAACAGUUCUAACAGUUCUUUUAGAGCAAGCUCAGAAACUAUUUUGAUGUUUUUUUUUUUAUUAUUAUUUCAUUGCUAUGUGAAAUGUAAGUGUUGAAAUGAUGGUGCAGUUGUUUGGUAUUAGCUGGUCUGGUACCUCCAUACUUCAGUGUUGUAAAUUUCCGUAGUCUCAUUUUAUAUCGCAUUAAAGAUUAUUUUUAUGUCUCGGAACAUGUGGUUGAGCAUGUUCGUCUGAUCAUAGGGACAUAGGGUCAGUAAAUGCUUAUUUACAUUUGUGUCUGUCGUCUACCAUAUAUGAAGUAUAAAAUUGGCCCGACUUUUUCGCGGCCAGCAUUUUAAGUGAAGGGUAUUCCAUCUUAUAGCAUUGCAUACUGCAUGCAAGCACUCAAUCUGACUCAUGCACACUAUCUCGCUGUUCUUCUGUUGGACUAAUGCUCUCAGCUUUUGUCAGGACACUCUUUUGUGUGCUUUUGUUCAUGUGGCCUGUCUGUACAAUUUGCAGUCUUGAUUGUGUGUUACAUAGGAACAGGCUAAGUAUUGCUUUUCUGUUCUAAGUUGUGUGUGUGUGAGUGAUUCGAGAGCUGAAUGUGUUACAUUUGCCUAGUUAUGGCACUGCUUUUAAGCUUUCAUAAGCUGCUUAAAACGGCAACUGAAAUGUUGCCCUCUGAAUGAACAGAGUAUUUCCAGUCCCUGGCUUCUCGCUGAGGUGUAGUGUGUUCUUUUGUUGCACAAAAAGCAAUACUUGUGAAACCUGUGAAUGAGUUUCUCUCCUCUUUUAAAGUGCUGUCUUCACGUGAAGCUGUGAGCUAUUGUCUGCGAUAGGAUUUUCUCAAGUACUACCUCCCAUUAUAGUUCUAAUUCUUCUUAAAUACCCAACUACGGAUUACAAAGACUCAACAUAUACAAUCUCUUUGACGUACACAGGUCCUUACAAGGAAACGGUUGCCCCUGAUCUAUAUUUCUUCAUGUUUUGCCCAUUCGAAACAGUCAGUCAUUAACACUUCCUCAAUGAAAACGCAUCUUCGACUGAUUUUUAAGAGCUACGUGGAGUUAAAGUCCAUGUGUGGUGCAUUUGGCUGAGCUCACACAUACUGAUCUUCCUGUUACUGUACUUACAUUCCUGUUAGACGUGAUUACAGUGGGUGUGGGCACCAGAGACUUUGGCUGCUGGCAGCUGGUGAAUGAGAUGUUUUAUUAUUCUAUAUUGUUUCCAGAACCAUCGUGAUAACUCAGUAAAUGUAGCAAGUGCCAUGCAAUUUAAAAAGGGGGAAAGUAAGACUAUUAAAACAUGCUGUUUGGAAGCUGUAAGGUCAAGUACAGCUUUCCACCUCACAGGAUUUUGAACUCAUUUGAUGCCAUGGUUUUUACCCUUUAUUUUACCAGUUUGUGUAUGAGGAAAUGUUUACAGUAUACCUUAUUUUCCUUUAGCAGUCUUACUUAAAAAAAAAAAAAAUGAAAUGAAAUGAAGGCAAGUUCAAGAAGAAAUAGACAUCUCUGCUGUGUUGUGUAUGUUAGUGUGUGUGUGUGUGUGUAUAUAUAUAUAUAUAUAUAAGCAAAGUGCACUGAGAAAACAGUAUGUUGUGAUGUGUAAAAGUAUUUAACAUUGUCCUUUUAACUAAACUGAAUAGUUUUUAGUCUAUUGUAUCCUGUAAAGUAAUAAAAAUAAAUACUUAUUUAUGAAUCAAGUUUGUCUUUAUCUGAUAUUCUAUUUUCAUUUCAUUCUCUGAAGUAUGUUGUAUCUCUGAGAAACGCAGAGAUAUAGCUGUUUUGCCUGUUUUAUCACAUCCACGCCCCUGUGCUCUGCCUCAUUACUAUUGGCCUGGCUCCAGACAGGAGGAAGGUGAACUGUACUUUUGCACUUAAAACCGAUCAUAGAUCAGUUCUGUGGUUGUCUUUAUGGAGAUGAUGGGUUGGUUUGAAGGGAUGCGUGUCUCGGAGCGGUUUUACAGGGCAGCAUCUAGCAAACCUGGGAAUUACUCACAUAGACCGGUAUUUUCUGCCUUGCUGAUCGAGGAAAAUGCUGUUUCUCUGGUCUGGGUUUUUUUUUUUUUUUUUGCAUAAAGGCCUAGGAUGAAACGAUAAGCAGCUGACAGGAGUGAACAAUAAGUUCCCUGUAUGUCACAAAUCAUUCAAUUGAAUAUACUAAAUAACUUUAAAAAAAAAUUAAAUUAACCAUAACUGUGACCACCUAGAAUGUCACAUAGUCUGUUAUUGCUUUAGCUUCUGGCUUUUUGAAAUUGAAAUUUGAAUUACUUCUGAAUUGUACUUUUUCAUGUUAAUGUGAUGAACCUUUUCUACUCUACAAAUUUGGCUCAAAUUGCAGGAAAUAAAGUCAUCCUGUUCACCUUC
Messenger RNA from Cyprinus carpio (common carp), 4038 nucleotides. RefSeq names its product ERBB receptor feedback inhibitor 1-like. NCBI's taxonomy places the organism in Eukaryota, Metazoa, Chordata, Actinopteri, Cypriniformes, Cyprinidae. Gene Ontology annotation, cellular component: extrinsic component of cytoplasmic side of plasma membrane. Gene Ontology annotation, biological process: regulation of keratinocyte differentiation; negative regulation of epidermal growth factor receptor signaling pathway. The record is from RefSeq and is a predicted model, not a curated record.